GGCUCCAUGACGAUGAUGACCAGCAGCAACAGCAGGAGAGGUGAUGGUGUGCGGGAGGAGCGUCCACCCACACCAACUCUGGACGAGUUGAUGGGAGGAAUGGUUGUGGAGACGCAAGGAGAAGUGCGACAGCAACCACAACCGCAACAGCAGCGACAACGCGGUGUAGGGCACCAAGGAGAGGAAGAUGAAGGCCUGGGCGGUGUGGUCAUGGGCAUGCCUGAACCAUUGGUUCCUGCAACACACCAGGACCAACAACAACAACAGCGACAACAGCACCAGCAACGUGAUCCACCAGGCCCUGCCAGUGGGCGAAGUACGCCAGAGCUGGACGAAUUGGUGCGCCAGGAUAUGGCGCGUGUGCGCGUCGACAGCAAUGGAAACCCUAUUCCCCUGCCCCCGCUGCCAAGUGAUGAGACGCCGAUUCUGCAUGAGAGAGUGCCGGCUGUCCGGCAAGGUGCAAGCAGCCAACAUCCCGCACUCACGCCAUACGUGUCGCUUGAACAUGCCGUGUCCAACCUCUACGGCACCAUGCUUGCAUCUGCGCAAGAAGCGGAUGCCUUCUCUGACAAACAAGAUCCCAACGUGCUUCUGUCACACAUGAGCGAUGGCGUCACGUUUCCAUAUGAACUGCCCGCACGUGAUAGUACCCCAGCCACAGACCUGUGCCGGCUCGUACUACUGCCCUCGGAUUUCGAGUCCCUCGAAGCGGAACCUAUGGUGUUCUUUCUCGGGUAUCGGGACUGGCAGCAGCCUGACCAGCAUGUCGAUAUCCACCUCCCGUUUUGUGGGCUGGUCACGCAAGUACGCUGCACCUUCAAGGAUCUCCUGCAAGCAGAGACCUCGCCGCAAUGGCUGACGGCCGAGUGGGCCGUGUUUGAGGACAGGCGCGGUGCACAGCAGUACUACAAACGAGCUUGGCGCACCUUGUCCAACAAUCCUCCCGUAGACCCUGACGACGACACGCCAGGCAGCGCAAACGCAUACAACCACUUUACAUUCCCGCCAGCAGACCCAUUUGUGGCCGGGGAGCAGUGUCGCGUGUUCCAAUGUUCGUCCCCUGUAUCCUUGCGAAGCCUUGGGCGCGUGGUGUUCAACGCUGUCAUCAUCGUCAAUGUGCAGGUUGAAAACGUUGUUCUCAAACUCUAUUGUGCGGACAUAACGGCUUCGUGUGACGAGUUGAGGACACAUGUUGAGCCAAUCGUGCAGACAGCUGCGCAGCGCAUGAGGAUUUGGGCCAGGGACACGUCCAUCGCUCGCUCGCUCAAAGCGGUGCCGCCCUACAUUCAACUCCAUCGACAACAGCUAUUCGCUGCUUGGCAGGAACUGGUAGAGAAAUGGAACAGCACCACGUUUCGUAGCAAGUUUCCAAUUGCUUCUGCUCGUGAUGCACACGUGUGUGCACACUGCAAGCGCACGUUAUCGAGACCACUGGUUUGCAGCGGCUGUCGCGAAGUUGCGUAUUGCAGUGGCGGGUGUCAGCGGCGCCACUGGGCAGUUCACAAGCAGUCAUGCACGCGCUGCUUUGACGUGUGGAAGAAAGGCGCGGAACUGUACUGCAAGGCACGUGUGCAACCCAAGAGCCUGCCAUCGUUUCGCUGACACUGCCCCGCUGUGUGUGCGUGUGUGCGUGUGUGUGUGUGCGUGCGUGCGUGCGUGUGUGUGUGUGUGU
Molecule: messenger RNA, 1672 nt
Organism: Salpingoeca rosetta
Lineage: Eukaryota; Choanoflagellata; Craspedida; Salpingoecidae
Exons: 9
Coding region: 7-1602 (531 amino acids)
Source: RefSeq, a predicted model, not a curated record